AUGGCGAUCUUGCUCUUCAUCAGAUCCCUCUAUCUCCUUCCUCUCCUCUUCUUCGUGGCAGCCAAUGCAUUCUUUGAAGAGCUGCCAUUCUGGGGGCUUGACCCUUUUCAAUCUGGUUUUAACCCAGGAGAUAGAGGAGGAGGAGGAGGAAACAAUGAGGUUGUCACCUUCAAACCUAUAGAGAUUACCGGCAGGGGAUUCAAGGGAAGUUGGGAGUUGGCAUCGGAAAACUCGGGUGUAUCGGCGAUGCACCUCAUUUUGUCACCCCCGAACAACAAGGCCAUCAUGUUCGAUUCUACCAUCUUCACUCCUGCUAAGAUGGAGUUGCCAAAAGGCAAAUGCCGCCCCGUUCCAGGAAAACCCAAUGAGAUGGAUUGCUGGGUUCAUGCCGUCGAAUAUGAUAUCGACACUGCCGAUGUUCGUCCUCUAAAGAUUUUAACAGACUCGUGGUGCUCAUCCGGAGGGCACGAUGUGGAUGGUACAAUAGUAAACACAGGAGGAUGGAAUGACGGAGGAAAAGCCACAAGGUGGUUGUCUAAUUGCAAAGAUUGUGAUUGGAGGGAUUAUGCCACCGUUCUUUCCGGCAUAAGAUGGUAUGCUACCCAACAAAUCCUAGCAGACGGCAGCUUCAUCAUUGUCGGCGGUCGCCGGAAGUUCAGCUAUGAAUACUUGUCCAAGGAAGGAAAUAACAACGCUGCUAAAGAUCAUCUUCUCCCGUUCCUCCGUGAAACCACCGAUAAAGAUGAGAACAACCUUUAUCCUUUCGUUUAUCUCUCCACAGAUAAUAACAUCUUCCUUUUCGCCAACAACCGUUCCAUUCUCAUCAAUACCAAAACCAACACCAUUGUUCGCGAAUUCCCCGUCAUGCCCGGCGGUUCCCGGAACUACCCAGCAUCCGGCAUGUCUGCACUUCUUCCGAUAAGACUAGAAGAAAACAAUCCCGAAAUUGUCAAAGCUGAAGUCAUUGUCUGUGGAGGUACUACUCCAAACGCAUUCUAUCUUGCUGAUACACAGAAAUUAAUGUUAGAUGCCUUGAAAAGCUGUGGGAGACUUGAAAUCACAAACCCUAAAGCUCAAUGGGUUAUGGAAGACAUGCCAAUGGGUAGGGUUAUGAGUGAUAUGCUUAUCCUUCCAACCGGAGAUCUUCUCAUGAUCAACGGUGCAGAGAAAGGAGCUUCUGGUUGGCAAUUUGCUGACGUUCCAGCCUUAAAUCCUGUACUUUAUUCUCCUGAUGCUCAAGAAGAAGAACGCUUCACUGUACUCGAGGGAACCACAAUUCCCCGUAUGUAUCAUUCCACAUCUGCUGUUCUUCCAGAUGGCAAGAUUUUAGUGGCUGGAAGCAACACAAACGAUCGAUAUUCCUAUACCAAGGUCAAGUACCCUACAGAAUUUAGGGUUGAGAAGUUCUCGCCACCUUACUUGGACCCAAUGCUAGCCCCAAUCCGGCCAGAAAUCGUAGAGGAUUCAUUGCAGAAAAAGAUUAAAUAUGGCGAGAAAAUUCGAUUCCAGUUCUCAGUAAGACAGCCUUUGGUGAAUCCUAAUGAAUUGGAGGUGACAAUGUAUUACCCACCAUUCACAACUCAUGGUUUCUCAAUGAACCAGAGAAUGUUGGUCUUGGCUAUCACAAGGGUUUUCCCAAUUGGGUUUGGGCAGCAUGAGAUGACAGCUCUGGCUCCACCGAGUGGCGUGCUUGCUCCUCCAGGUUAUUAUCUUCUAUUUUUAGUUCAUCGUGGAGUGCCCAGUCCUGGACAGUGGAUCCAUAUCAAGUAGAAAA
Molecule: messenger RNA, 1774 nt
Organism: Telopea speciosissima
Lineage: Eukaryota; Viridiplantae; Streptophyta; Magnoliopsida; Proteales; Proteaceae
Product: aldehyde oxidase GLOX1-like
Exons: 2
Coding region: 1-1770 (589 amino acids)
Source: RefSeq, a predicted model, not a curated record